Messenger RNA from Mauremys reevesii (Reeves's turtle), 2135 nucleotides. RefSeq names its product myosin regulatory light chain 12B-like. The record is from RefSeq and is a predicted model, not a curated record. The coding region runs from base 509 to 1027 and encodes 172 amino acids. NCBI's taxonomy places the organism in Eukaryota, Metazoa, Chordata, Testudines, Geoemydidae. Gene Ontology annotation, molecular function: calcium ion binding. Gene Ontology annotation, cellular component: stress fiber; cytoplasm; myofibril. The transcript has 5 exons.
CGGGCGGGGAUCGUGAGCAGCAGAGUUACUGCGGAGCAGCCGCGCUCCCCUCCCCACAGUGUGCGGCGCGGCGGCGCCCAGGGCCCGACUGACCCCCUCUCCGCGUUGAUGGUUUAGCCCCUGUGUCCCCCGUCCCCCCGCCCUCUGGCCGGGCGGUGGUUCGCUCCGGCACCGCGCUCUCCGGAAGUGUUGGGGCAGCUCGCCGCACGGCUGGUUCCUGCCAGUUCCGAUUGGACCCGAGUCUCUGCUGCAGCUGCUGCCAGGAAUUGGUUACACUCGUCAGUGCAGCGCAGCUGUAGGGGAACGUGGUCUGACACGAGUGAGAGAGCAGUGAUGGAAGGGAGCUAAUGGAAUAAAAGAGAGCAGAAAAUAGGAGAGGUAAGAUAAGGAAAGGAAAAACAAGUAUCCCAUUCAAAGUGGUGGGUCUAGCCACUGAACUGAAGCACUGAUUCCAGAAGAAGCUAAUUCAAGCAUUAGGAAGUUGUACCCCAAGAAUCCAAUAAUCAACAUGUCUAGCAAAAGGGCAAAGACAAAGACCGCCAAGAAGCGCCCUCAGCGCGCAACCUCCAAUGUGUUUGCAAUGUUUGAUCAGUCACAGAUUCAAGAAUUCAAAGAGGCCUUCAACAUGAUUGAUCAGAACAGAGAUGGCUUCAUUGACAAAGAAGACCUGCAUGAUAUGCUCGCUUCCCUUGGAAAGGAUCCCACUGAUGCGUACCUAGAUGCCAUGAUGAAUGAGGCUCCAGGCCCCAUUAACUUCACUAUGUUCCUUACAAUGUUUGGUGAAAAGUUAAAUGGCACAGAUCCAGAAGAUGUAAUCAGAAAUGCUUUUGCUUGUUUUGAUGAAGAGGCAACAGGGGUCAUUCAAGAAGAUUACCUGAGAGAGUUGCUGACAACAAUGGGAGACAGGUUUACAGAUGAAGAAGUAGAUGAGCUGUACAGAGAGGCACCAAUUGACAAAAAGGGAAAUUUCAAUUACAUUGAAUUCACACGCAUCCUUAAACACGGAGCAAAAGACAAAGAUGAUUGAACAAAACUGCAGACACCUGCAGAUAACUUCUUGUUUUCACUCAUGUUAAUUUCUCAGGGUUGUUUUUGUUUUGUUUGCUGGUAGAACCUGUUGCAUGCAGUUUAGCUUCACAGCUUUUGCCUUUCCAUGAAUUUAUGGGUUUCAGACCAUUAUGGCACACUUGCACCUCUGUAAUCAGACUGGAAAUGGGGGAUUUUAUUGUAGUGAAAAGGAUUUGGUGAUAAAGGUCAGUGAAUGUGAAGGCCAAGGGAAAAAGACCUAUUUCUGGAUUUUUACAUUUUUAUAAUAAAUAUCAUUUUGAAAUAAAGAUUGUUAUAUAAAUAAAAUACCUCAUUAAACCUUUUCUUGUAAAGAGGCUUUUCUAACAAUAGGAGGAAGCAUUUUCCCAAGUUGACAGUUAUAUCCACUUUUGACAUUUUAGUUCAGAAUUAAAAUGCUAAGCAGUGGGUUUACAACUUGUAACAUACAAGUCUUCAUUUAGGCGUUACCGUCCUUGCACUUAAGUUGGGCAGUGAUAUUACAUUUUGUGAAAUGUGGUGAGGAACCUCCUUAAUUUAAAACUCUGGUACAGAGCAAAGGAAUAGUUCCAAUCUUGGAAGUCAAUUUGCUUGGUGUUAUGAAAAAAUCCUGGAGUUGUGCCCAGUGUUAACUGUACAGCAUUUAAUAUUCUGGUGACUUUAGUUUUUUGUGGAAUAUGCUAGGCUUUUCCAAAGGGAAAAUAUGUAAAAGAAAGAUUUUUUGGCUAGACAUGACCAGAACACCUGUUUCAUGCUCCUUACAACGUCUGCAGGAGUGAGCCUUCUGGCAAAUCUCAGACCUGUGGUGGUACUAGGUUUCUUUUUCGUUGAUGAAAAAUGUUUUCUCCUUUUCCUCUCUGCUUGCCAUCCUCUCUCAAAAUUGUCUUUUGGCUUUGGGGAUGGACAGAAAGUGUGAACUUAACUAAUGUUUCUCUCUCUCUGCUUUUACAAUGUUAUUUCUGCCUCUUUGGGGCAACUGGGAACGUAUACAUUUUGCUUUCAGAAUGAAAGUUUAUAUUGGAAAGAGCUUCUGCUCGCUUGCCAGUUGGGGGACUUUAAAAAAAAAUAAAAGGUAAAAUUAUGGAAAAAUA